AUGUCAACUUUGACAUCAUUAUGCCGCAUUCCACCGCUUUGGCCCAAAGCUGCCUAUUUCCACCACGCUAAACCUGAUCGUGUCCCGUUGCGCCUCCCCCCUCCGACAUCAAUAACUGUCAACUCCAUCACAGUCUCGAGCAUUUGCAGUACCCUAGACCGCCAGGAUGCCGCAGAAGCUUGCCAAAGCCCAGAAGCAGAACCGCCCCAUUCCUCAAUGGAUUCGUCUGCGGACCGGAAACACCAUCAGCCUGGAUCAGAGGGAGGGGAGAAGGUUUUGGAGGUUGAUCGUGGGGAAGGGGGGAAAGUACGGCCAGGGGGAUUCCGGGAAACGAAAAGGAGGAAACGGGUUAGGGAAUGCAAGAUUCGAAAGGGAUAUAAUACCCGAACGACUGUAUGGCGUUGUUAUAGUCCUAGACAUGCUUGGCAAAAAGGAGGAUAUCUUGAACCAAACAAAGUGACUCGAAAAGGCCGGAUCGUGUCACAAGAUAUAUGA
This is a messenger RNA of Histoplasma capsulatum G186AR, 495 nucleotides long. RefSeq lists its product as uncharacterized. NCBI's taxonomy places the organism in Eukaryota, Fungi, Ascomycota, Eurotiomycetes, Onygenales, Ajellomycetaceae. The record is from RefSeq and is a predicted model, not a curated record. The transcript has 4 exons. The coding region runs from base 1 to 495 and encodes 164 amino acids.